AUGGAGCCUCUUGGCGGCAAACAUGCGUCCCCGGUCUGCAAGUCGAUGUCUAUGGUCUUGCUUGUGUUCGCUGUUGCCUUUACCGUCCUCUACCUACUGGUCUCUCAUAUUCGACAAACCUCACAACAUCAUACAAAGAAGAACCUGCCCUUGCCUCCUGGGCCGCCUCGACUACCCAUCCUCGGAAAUGUCUUCAAUAAACCAGACGUACACUUCAACUGGUUGACACACUACCAAUGGAAGUACCUAUACGGACCAAUCGUGCAUUACGAGAAGGGAGGACAGUCCCACAUCAUCUUAACAACGGUCGAAGCGGCCCACGAUCUUCUGAACAAGCGAGCGAGCAAUUAUUCAGGACGCACAUUCAGUCCUUACGCAGGAGAGCUUGUUUGUAAUAACUACAACAUGCUUUUCCUACAGUACGAUACCCAGCUCCGACUGCAUCAAAGACUUCAUGUUCAGGGCCUGAACCCUCGUUCCGUGGCGCUGUACCAUCCUCUAAUAGAGCUGGAAUCGCUUCAACUGCUCAACGACCUGCUUUCAGAGAUUGAGGAAAAGAGUGAUGAGAAAUCAAUGGGAGCUGCUUUGAACCCUCACUGGCACUUUCGACGUGCAGCAUCCAGUAAUGUGAGCAUGAUAGCCUGGGGCUACCGACUGUUGAGGGACAACCCCGAGCAUAAAGCACAAAUCAAAUUCUUUGACGUCGCUCCAACAUCGGUAGUCCUGAAAACCACACCGACGUGGUACGAUACCUUUCCUUGGCUCAGAAAUCUUCCCUACGCCAUUUCUCCGUGGAAACGAGCGGCUAAAAUUCUCUUCGAGCGCGAGGAGUCACACUACUUGUCAAAUUAUCGCAGCGCCUUGAAGAGACCCGGUUACAAUCUCAGCAAACAGGCAUGGACUGUGGGAACAUUGACCUUGGCCAAUGGUGAUACCAGCGUUGCUAUUCUGUGUUGGUUUGUCGUUGCCAUGUUGACGUACCCACGUGUCUUGCACAAGGCUCAAGCCAUGGUUGAUGAGGUUGUUGGCCAAGAUCGUUUGCCUGUUUACGAAGACCGGGAGAAAAUGCCCUACGUUGACGCAAUGAUCGAGGAAGUGAUGCGGUGGCGGCCCAUUCUACCGGCAGGACUGGACCAUGCAACCGUCGAGGAAGAUGAGUACAAGGGAUACAGGAUCCCGAAAGGAGCUACGGUGAUUCACUCCCAGUGGGCGAUCACUCGAGACAAAGAGGUAUAUGGCGCGGACUGCGAUGACUUCAGGCCGGAGAGAUGGGUCGAGAACGAAGAUUUACCCAGGACCGCCUUUGGAUACGGAAGGCGACUUUGCCCGGGCAGGCAUGUAGGCAGAGAAGGGCUGUGGAUAUUGUUUGUCCGACUCAUUUGGGCAUUUCGGCUUGAGCAGACGACUAAUCCCGUCACUCUGAAAAAGACGGUGGUGGAUCCGAUGUGCAUGUUGCCGGCGGGCUUCGUUAUUGGGCCCGAUUCUUUCGAAGCACUGUUCAUUCCUAGGGGUCCAUGGGUUGAAGCCCUCGUACACCAAAACCUUCAAAGCGCAGAGAAGGAUGUUGAUAAGAUUAUGGAGCAAGUGGAGCUCGAGAAGAGAUUUUGA
Colletotrichum godetiae is the source of this 1608-nucleotide messenger RNA. RefSeq names its product cytochrome P450. The transcript is spliced from 2 exons. Gene Ontology annotation, molecular function: heme binding; oxidoreductase activity, acting on paired donors, with incorporation or reduction of molecular oxygen; iron ion binding. The record is from RefSeq and is a predicted model, not a curated record. NCBI's taxonomy places the organism in Eukaryota, Fungi, Ascomycota, Sordariomycetes, Glomerellales, Glomerellaceae. The coding region runs from base 1 to 1608 and encodes 535 amino acids.